Messenger RNA from Daphnia pulicaria, 1073 nucleotides. RefSeq lists its product as uncharacterized. The transcript has 3 exons. NCBI's taxonomy places the organism in Eukaryota, Metazoa, Arthropoda, Branchiopoda, Diplostraca, Daphniidae. The record is from RefSeq and is a predicted model, not a curated record. Bases 111 to 503 code for a protein of 130 amino acids.
UAUUUAAAUGCCAACAAAGUCGCGCAAGAUCAUUCAUGCGUCAUUAGUUUCAAAAACUCUUGUCCCGCAACCGGAAAUCGUGGGCUCUUCCAAUCUGUCUCAGUUUGGAAAUGUUUCCUACCAAAGUGAGUUUCCAGCCCAAGAGUGUCGAUUCUGGCCACAGUCACAUUGAAGGUGCGGCCAAAACUCUGCAGAAGCCUGGAAUCCCCGGCGUCGAUCCUGCCAUGUUAACCGUCCAGUGUUUCCCGUUCUAUUCGGUCCUGCUGGCCGUUGGGCGAACUCAAAUCGAUUUCUUCAGUCUCGACGUCGAAGGACACGAACUGAAAAUCCUCAAAACAAUUCCCUGGCACAAAGUUGACAUUAAGUCAUUGACAGUGGAAUGGGAUAACAUCCCCGAGGGCCAGGAGGCCUUGACCGGUUUCAUGGAGGAAAGUGGCUUCAUCAAGAUGGGCGCAAUCAAAUGGACCAGAGACAUCAUCUUCAUUCCAAAAUUUAAUCAGUAAUGUCCAAUUGAAAUAAGCCUUUCAAAAGUAGCCUAAUAUUAGACGGUUAUAUUAUAAUGGCAUGUAACAAUUUGCUGUUUCCCUAUUGUUAGAAAAUAACAAACGAACCGUGUCCUAUUCGCUGUUACGAUAAUGUCAUUUAAUUGAAGUGCAGCACUGCAAAGUCUGCAGACGACCUAAAUGAAAAUUCAAAAGGUAGCAGACGACACGACUCACGAAUCACGCAGUGGCAACGCGGGAUUACGCGUCACUAAAAAUAAUUUGUUUAAAAAAAAAUCACCGAAAAAUCACUCAGCCUAAAUGUUCAAAUGUAGCAGCAGAGGUUCGUCGAUUAUACAAAAGACAGCGGUAACGGGAAAAAAUUUCAAUGAACCUACAAAACAGCUUGAAGAAAAAUAAUCGCAUUUUCUCCUUCUGUUAGCCUAGAUUACAGCGUUGAAUGAGCAAUGUAAUUGGUAUGAGCUUUUCACACGAAAUAGAUACAAAUCCGUGAAAGUUGACCGACUUUCUGCGCUGUUUCACCAAGUUAGUCACGUUCCCGACGCUACAGAACGUACACAACAACAUGCU